Marasmius oreades (fairy-ring Marasmius) is the source of this 324-nucleotide messenger RNA. RefSeq lists its product as uncharacterized. The record is from RefSeq and is a predicted model, not a curated record. The coding region runs from base 1 to 324 and encodes 107 amino acids. The transcript has a single exon. NCBI's taxonomy places the organism in Eukaryota, Fungi, Basidiomycota, Agaricomycetes, Agaricales, Marasmiaceae.
AUGCCUUGUAUUUCUUGGAAUGAAGGAACGCUACCGGGUCCAACACCCGAAACGAGCGACAACCUCAACUCAGUCAGCAUCUGGAACCUGCUCUUCUUGAACCCUCCUUGUCCUGUCAUUCAUUUCUCAUCCAAAACAAAAAACACGUGUGAUGCAACACUUCGCGCUAUCAUACACGAUACCCUACUCUUUGAGGAUCGAAUCUAUUCGUCCUCCCUCCCCUCCUCAUUGCCGUUUGACCUUUGUCGCGGUUCCUUUUUCUUCUACUUUCUUUAUCCCAAUCAUUCGAUUCGUAUUUCUGUUGUUUUUGAGUUCCUUAUGUGA